Molecule: messenger RNA, 3181 nt
Organism: Dreissena polymorpha
Lineage: Eukaryota; Metazoa; Mollusca; Bivalvia; Myida; Dreissenidae
Exons: 6
Coding region: 543-3032 (829 amino acids)
Source: RefSeq, a predicted model, not a curated record
UUCUAUAAAAAUUGCCAAACUUUUGUCACUCGAGCCAUGCAUGGUUUUCGAUGGAAGUUUUGGAGCAAUUUUGAAAAUAUUGUUCAUUUAUAAUUGUUAAAUUAAUAGUUUUAAAUAGUUUGUAUGUAAAGAUGAUCUAUUCAACAUUUUAAAUAAUACAUGUAACUCACCAGUCACGACAAAUACAGGAAAAAACAGUUGUCACUUCUCCAAAUACCUAAUUAUAGAAGCAUAUUUUUCAAAUAAUGAAGCAAAUUUAUAUAAAGGUUAUGCAUUUAAUCCGUAUACAGGGCCUUUAAAAAACAAUUUUUAUUCAUUCAGUACUAGUCUAAAAAUUAUAAAUGGAAAAAAAAGAUUUUGUUUUGUGUCACUAGAAUUGUCGUCAUUACCGCAACUUAAUUAAUAUUUUCUUCCAGUGGUAUAUAUGGUUUAUUGUAACCUUUGUUUUAUGACGUAUGCAAAAGCUUGUUUGGGCGCGAACGUUUUAACAACAGACGAGGCCGCGAAUUCAUGAGCUGAAAUAAUUAAAAGGCAUAGGAAGUAUGGCGUUGACAAGCGGCGAAAGAUCGGCGCUAUGGCGCAAAAGACAGAGAAAUGAUACAGAAAAACACGAAAAGUACAAGCAAAAAGAAAGAGAGCGAUAUUUGAAAAGGAAGGAAAGGGGCAAUAUAAAAUUAGUUCACGACAUGUCCGAAAGAGAAAAAAGAUCAAAGCGACGUGCAUGGAAGAUUAGCAGUAAAACCUACAGAGAUCGAACGAAAAAGAUCACAGCGGCAUUGAAAUUAACCAUGACACCCCCGAAUUCCCCACCAGACAAUGGACCAGGGCCAAGCCGAGAGAUACAGAACAGGGACAGAGGCCGAAGAAAAAAGAAUUUAAAUAGAUCAAAAGCAUACAGAGAACAGUUUAAAUUAAGAAUAGCACUCAACAAAGAAAGACGCAUGAAAGAUAUGUACAAGAAGAGGUACUACAGGUUAAAAAACAAGAACAUUAAGCGCACUGAAAGUCAAAUUGAUAAUGAAGUGGAAAUAAUAAUGAACGAUAGAGCGAAGACAAAGACCGCCAUUACCAUGUACUCGAUACUUAUAAAUAACAUAAGAAAGAGGUAUUCAAAUGCUGAAACCGCCGAAAAGAGAAUGCUAAAAAAAUUGAUAUAUAGGGAAGCAGUAUUACGCAAAUACGGGAUAGGGGAUUUUGCCAAAAAAGCAACCGGGAUUUCAGAGAGUAGAAUACGGGUGCACGCAAACACACCACGAAGACAGAGAAGCACAGUUUUCCAGAAAAACAUAACAGACUUCUUUGAAAGAGAUGAUAACUCGAGAAUCAAGGCCGGAAAGAAAUCAACCAUCACAAGAAGAAAAGUGAAAAAGCAGAUUCGAUUAAUGAAUGAUAGUUUAACAAACUUGCACAAGAAAUUUCUUUAUGAAAACAGCUCCAACAUCAGUUUUAGUCUUUUUGCAAGGUUGAAGCCUUUUUGGAUAAAACGAGCCACUGAGAAAGACCGCGAAACUUGUUUGUGCAAAAUUCAUGAAAAUCCCAUAUUAAAAUUAAAUAAACUUGCAAGUGAAGGUGUGUUCGAACACCGCGAUCUGAACACCUUAAUACAAGAUAUCACGUGCGAUACAAACUCAAUGUCCUGCAUGUACCGCACGUGCACAGAGUGCAAGGACAAAGCAUUUAAAACUAAUGUCGUGAAGAGUAACAUAAAUACUGGAAAAAUCAUUGAAUGGAAAAUGUGGAAGAACAAAAGAAUUGAAAGAGAAAUAACCCUGAAUGGCGAAAAGCAAGUUAAGAAAUCAAACAUGACUUUAAAAAGCCAAGAAAGUGGGACUAUAGAAACGCUCAUUUAUGAAUUGCAUGAGGAGAUUUCACGACUUGCAAGACAUGAAUUUAACAUUAAGCACCAGUAUAUAAGGCUCCAUCAACUGAAACAAAAUUUAACAGAUAACGAGGUUAUCAUACAUAUUGAUUUCUCAGAGAACUAUCAAUGUAAAUAUGCAUCUGAGAUUCAGAGUGUACAUUUCGGUUCGUCAAAACGCCAAAUUUCUAUUCACACCGGUGUCGCCUAUUUCAAAUCCAAGCAUAUAUCUUUCGCAACCGUAUCGGACGAUUUGAAACACUCCCCUCCUGGAAUAUGGGCACAUCUCGAUCCUAUCCUCUUGCACAUCCGGCGGACCACUCCUGACAUCGAUAAAAUCCAUUUCGUCUCCGAUGGGCCUACCACACAAUACAGGUGUAAAUCAAAUUUCUACCUCUUUUCUACGAAAAUUUUCGAGUAUGGCUUUGUAAAUGGCGGAAGUUGGAAUUUUAUGGAGGCAGGACACGGCAAGGGCGCCCCUGAUGGUAUUGGAGCCGUAGUCAAGCGUGAGGCGGAUACACUCGUCAACACCCAUGAGACGGACAUAACGGGUGCUAGUGCUUUAAUGAGAGGUCUGGAGAAACUAGGAAGCCGUUUGAUGAUCUUCGAAGUGAAAAACGAUGACAUCACGCAACAGGAAGCUGCUAUUCCAACAAAGAUUACCGGCGUUCCAGAGACGAUGAAACUCCAUCAGGUUGUUGUCAAAGAAAGCGGGACAGUUCAGUCAAGAAUCCUGAGUUGUUUCUGUUCACCGGAUUGUUCAUGUUACCAACCGGUUACAACCAAUUUCAAUGUCCAGCCGUUUGCAAAUCCCGCACCGUUGGAUGACGACAGCAUCGUAGGUCCACAAAACGGGGCUGAUCUUCCUUGUCAGAUUCUCAAUGUACCAGUCAGUAUUGACGAGAGUCUAGUUGACAGCUAUUGUUUGGUCGAGUAUGAUAAUAAACCAUAUCCAGGAAAGAUUACCGAAGUAGACGACAUCGGUGUGAAAGUUAGUGCAAUGCAUUGUGUCGGUAUCAAUCGAUAUUUCUGGCCUUUACAUAAGGACGAAUGCUGGUACGAAAAAGAUCGUAUCAUUACCAUGUUACCCUGUGAACCAGAGAAGUUGAGUGGCCGUCACCAGGCCCUACCUCUACCAAUAUGGGAGGCAGUGAAAGACAAAUAUGAUCUUUAAACAUUAUCCUUUGAUAUGAAAAUGUUUUUCGGGUUGUAUUUUUGUGUUGCAUGUACGUAAAAAUCGGGAUUAACAAUCAUUGAAUUCAUAUUCUGUUACGACUAUUGUGUCGAGUAUUAAUUGGUCAUUAUAUCAUAGUGUAUAAUGUG